AUGUCAAGUAGUAUUAAUCCAUGCAAACUUCAUAACGGUAACAGCAUGGGCAUAUUUGGAAAUAUUUUGAUAUCUGAAGGUAGAUAUGGCGAAUAUGCUAUAAUAGGUGAUUUAGGAUUAAGUAAACCUGCUACUGAAGCUGCCGAUAAUGAAAACUAUAGCAUUAUUCAUUAUAUAACCUCAGAAAUUCUUCAAGGAAAAAGGUAUGCUAAGGCAUCAGACAUUUAUAGUUUUGUUUUCGGUAUGAUUAUGUGGGAGUGUAUGACAUGUAGAAGACCUUUUUGGGUUCGUGCUCAUGAUACUGAGCUGAUUAUUGAUAUUUAUGAUGGGUUACGUCCUCCAGUUGGUAACAUAGAAGCACCACAAAGAUAUUUUGAGUUAAUUAAAGAAUGCUUGAACCCUGAUCCAAGUAAAAGGCCAAUAUCUAUCGACAUUAUGUAUAGAAGCAAUAAAAUUGAAAUAACUAAUGCAAAUAAAAUAACCACUGCAUCACUUGAAUUUACUCAACCACCCAGUGAUGGAAUGAAUAAAUGA
This is a messenger RNA of Funneliformis geosporum, 534 nucleotides long. The record is from the annotation of a GenBank genome assembly. Lineage: Eukaryota; Fungi; Glomeromycota; Glomeromycetes; Glomerales; Glomeraceae.